Molecule: messenger RNA, 2221 nt
Organism: Cyclopterus lumpus (lumpfish)
Lineage: Eukaryota; Metazoa; Chordata; Actinopteri; Perciformes; Cyclopteridae
Gene: ift56
Product: tetratricopeptide repeat domain 26
Exons: 19
Coding region: 367-2040 (557 amino acids)
Biological process (GO): intraciliary transport involved in cilium assembly; intraciliary anterograde transport
Cellular component (GO): ciliary base; intraciliary transport particle B; ciliary basal body
Molecular function (GO): protein binding; intraciliary transport particle B binding
Source: RefSeq, a predicted model, not a curated record
GGCUUCAGAAUAAAUGUCAGCCGAGAGACGUAUUCUAACACGGCUGCCGUGUCGGAUGUUUUCCUAUGAGUACCAUCUCCAACCUGGGGUUAUGCCCGUUUAAAGGGUUUCAGAGGAGGGCUGUGAUAUGGAACUCAACCGAAUUAGAUUUUAAACUUCCUCACUACAUUGUCGGGUACUUUGCUUGUGCCUUUAUUUUGAAAACAUGGGAACGGAAGAACAAAUCUACGUUUGCUAACUAUUACGAAGAUCAUUCAUACUUCUCCAGGAGAUAGUGUGGGAAAAGUAACAACCAACGUUACCUUGGUUAGUGAUAAACAAGUCCUAGCUAGUGUUGGGCAACCUCUUCAAGAGAGACUGGUCGACAUGAUCCUCUCUCGCGUGAAGCCAGCCGUCGGGGGAGAGACACCGGUGAGCAUCAGUGAGAAAAAGAAGAAAAACCAGACGAAGGUUCCCCCCUUGGAGGACUACCUGCAACAGAGAGACUACCUGGGGGCGUUUACGCUGUUAGAGUUCCAGAGAAAUAUUGGCGAGAAAGAGGAGCAUGCAGACCUCUGGAUUGGCUACUGUGCCUUUCACUUGGGUGAUUACAAGAGAGCUAUGGAGGAGUACAAGUCUCUGACCAUGAAGCCUGAAUGCCCCGCUGAGGUGUGGGUGUUUCUGGCUUGUGCACUGUUUUUACUGGGGCUCUAUAAAGAGGCUGAGGAGGCUGCAUCUAAGGCGCCAAUGUCCCCCCUCCAAAACAGACUACUCUUCCACUUGGCUCAUAAGUUCAACGAUGAGAAGAAGCUGAUGGGUUCCCACCAGAACCUGGAGGAUGUGACAGAGGACCAGCUGAGCCUGGCAUCCAUCCACUACAUGCGCUCCCACUACCAGGAGGCCAUCGACAUCUAUAAACGUCUCCUACUGCAGAACAGAGACUUCCUCGCUCUGAAGGUCUACGUGGCUCUGUGUUACUACAAGCUGGACUACUACGACGUGUCCCAGGAGGUGUUGGCUGUGUACCUGCAGAGCAUGCCAGACUCCACUAUUGCCCUCAACCUCAAGGCCUGCAACCACUUCCGGCUCUACAAUGGCAAGGCCGCUGAGGCUGAGUUAAAGAACCUAAUCGACAUCUCCUCCUGCUCCUUCGAGUUCGCUAAGGAGCUUAUCCGACACAACCUGGUGGUGUUUCGUGGUGGGGAGGGGGCGUUGCAGGUGCUGCCUCCUCUGGUCGAUGUGAUCCCUGAGGCCAGACUCAACCUGGUCAUCUACAACCUCCGACAAGAUGAUGUCCUGGAAGCUUACAACCUCAUUCAGGACUUGGUGCCCACAACCCCCCAGGAGUAUAUUUUGAAAGGAGUGGUGAACGCAGCGUUGGGACAAGGAAUUGGAUCAAGGGAUCACCUGAAAAUCGCCCAGCAGUUCUUUCAGUUGGUCGGAGGCUCGGCCAGCGAAUGCGACACUAUUCCUGGCAGACAAUGCAUGGCCUCCUGCUUCUUCCUCUUGAGAAAGUUUGAAGAUGUUCUCAUAUAUCUCAACUCAGUCAAGGGUUACUUCUAUAAUGAUGAUACAUUCAACUUCAACUAUGCUCAGGCUAAAGCAGCCCUUGGCAACUACAAAGAAGCAGAAGAGGUAUUUCUGCUGAUUCAGAAUGAAAAGAUCAAGAACGACUAUGUUUACCUCAGCUGGCUGGCACGAUGCUACAUAAUGAACCAGAGAGGUCGGCUUGCCUGGGAGCUCUAUCUGAAGAUGGGCACUUCCUCCGAGUCCUUCAGUCUGCUGCAGCUCAUCGCCAACGACUGCUACAAGAUGGGUCAGUUCUACUACGCAGCUAAAGCGUUUGAUGCACUGGAGAAACUGGACCCAGAAUCCAACUACUGGGAGGGCAAGCGAGGGGCUUGUGUCGGCAUCUUCCAGCUCAUACUGGCAAACAAGGAGUCCAAGGAGACACUGAAAGAGGUGUUGUCUCUGCUACGAAAUUCAGGAAACCCCCAGGUUGAAUACAUCAUCCGAGCCCUGAGGAAGUGGGCCAAAGACAACAGAGUGCUCCUCUCAUGAGAGCUGUGGGUACUGAACUCCAGGUCCCUCCAUCAAGAGUAGCUUCAUUAUGCAGAUUACAUUGUAUGAAUGAUAUUUAUACUCCGUGAAAAAAUAUGAAACUAUUAUCUGCCACAUAAAAAUAUGUACGUUUUGAAAUGCAAUUCUCUAUAUAUUUGUAUUAAAAUGUAACUUAAAUGAA